Messenger RNA from Xiphophorus maculatus (southern platyfish), 5742 nucleotides. RefSeq names its product neuronal acetylcholine receptor subunit alpha-7-like. NCBI's taxonomy places the organism in Eukaryota, Metazoa, Chordata, Actinopteri, Cyprinodontiformes, Poeciliidae. The transcript has 10 exons. Gene Ontology annotation, cellular component: neuron projection; synapse; postsynaptic membrane. Gene Ontology annotation, molecular function: transmembrane signaling receptor activity; acetylcholine-gated monoatomic cation-selective channel activity. Gene Ontology annotation, biological process: nervous system process; regulation of membrane potential; signal transduction. The record is from RefSeq and is a predicted model, not a curated record. Bases 234 to 2096 code for a protein of 620 amino acids.
GAGUGUUCAUUUCACUGCAUGUCUCACCCACUCUGUGUCUGCUGCUCCCUCUUCCUUUUCUCCUCAUUUUUUCUUUCUCUGCCACUGCUGACAGUACUACUAAUCUCUGCCUAUUUUCAGCAGGCUUUCUUUUCCCCACAGAUGCCCCUUUUUACACUAGUUUACCAUUUAUUUCCCUCCAUCUCUAUUUCUCCCCCUGCAAGUCUUUCUGUGCUCAUAUUGAGGAAUGCAGCAUGAGGCAAGCGGUGGCUUUUUGGCUGUUGAUACUUGCGACUCUGCUCCGAGAAUCAGUGCAGGGUCCACACCAGCGUUAUCUUCUCAAAGAACUGCUGAGGGACUACAACCCUAUGGAGAGACCAGUGGCCAACGACUCCCAGGCCCUCACUGUUCACUUCUCCUUCACUCUAAUACAGGUCAUGGAUGUGGAUGAGAAGAAUCAGAUCCUCACCACAAAUGCCUGGCUGCAGAUGCAGUGGUAUGACCACUAUCUCCAGUGGAACCAGUCAGAGUAUCCUGGAGUCAAGAACCUCCGUUUUACCCCUGACCAGGUCUGGACCCCUGACAUAUUGCUCUACAACAGUGCUCACGAUAAGUUCGAUGCCACGUUUAAGACCAACGUGCUGGUUAACUCGAGUGGCUUCUGUGAGUAUCUGCCUCCAGGGAUAUUUGUCAGCACAUGUAAUGUGGAUGUGAGAUGGUUUCCAUUUGACAUCCAGCGCUGUGAGCUGAAGUUCGGCUCAUGGACUUUUGAUGGCUGGCUGCUGGACAUCCAGAUGAGGGAGGCAGAUGUGUCGGGGUACAUGACCAAUGGAGAGUGGGACCUUAUGGAGGUCCCCGGAGGUCGUAAUGAGGUUUUCUAUGACUGCUGUGCAGAGCCGUACCCAGAUGUGACGUUUGUGGUAACGCUAAGAAGGAGAACCCUGUUCUAUGCUCUCAACCUGCUCAUCCCAUGCGUGCUCCUGUCCUCCAUGACCCUGCUGGUCUUCCUGCUCCCCGCCAACUCGGGGGAGAAGAUCAGCCUCGGCAUCACCGUUCUGCUUUCUCUAACUGUCUUCAUGCUGAUGGUUGCAGAGAUAAUGCCCGCCACUUCCGACUCCGUGCCACUGAUCGGUCAGUACUUUGCCAGCACCAUGGUGAUUGUUGGUAUGUCGGUGGUAGCCACAGUCAUUGUCCUCCAGUUUCAUCACCACAGUCUGAAUAGUGGACAAAUGCCACGCUGGGUACACUUGGUUCUGCUGCAGUGGGUUCCUUGGUUUCUGCGCAUGAAGCGACCAGGAGAGGGAGCAGAACCCACUCUAUCCAGCAGCCAAGCAGACUCUCACAGCAAGACUCUAUCCUCUCCGACGACCACCACCACCACCACGAUCCCCAUCCCUAUCCCAGCUUCUUCUAUCCUGCCACAAAGUCUCGGUGCCCUGCAGGCAAGCUUGGCACAGCUCAGCCACCCUCUGUCCCACCAACUUCCUCAACGCCCCCAGGUUAAUAUCCAGCCUAAUGCAAGCUCCAAUCCACCACCUCAGCCCAAUGGUCAUUUGCCUUACAUGGGCUUUCAGACCUUCCAGACCACAGCAGAACUAGAACCUGUUCAGAGGUGCCGAACUACCAGCCAUGGGCGGGCCAACAGAGGAUCCGGUGGAGGAGGAGAAGGAGAUGAAGGGGCAGCAGUAGGAGGAGGUGCGGUGGGAACGAUUGGAGAUAUACCAAUACAUCAGCACCUCCAGUCUUCAAAGUUUGUGAACCCCCCACUGGAAACUCUAGUAUCUCCAGACCCUGAGCAUACAGGCGCAGCCACUGGACCCUGUGGCUUAGAUCCUGGGGGUGGGAGAUCAGCUGCCCUACAGAGCCACAGUGGGAUGAUUCGAUCUGUUGCUGUGGACAACCAGCUACAGGCUCUUCUAACGGAGGUGCAGUUCUUAGUGGAACGCGUUCGCGAGCAGGACCGUCAGCUGAGUUUAGCAGAGCAGUGGCAGUUCGCUGCUGCCGUCAUCGACCGCCUGUGCCUGGUCGGAUUCAGUGUUUUCAACAUCAUCUGCACAAUUGCUAUCCUCAUGGCUGCUCCUAACUUUGGGAUAGCUUUAUCAAAAGACUUCCUCUGAGAGAUAAAGAAGCAAGUCGGAGAAAGAGGGUGGUGCAAUGAGACGCUGAUGGAAGCACAAUUUUGAUUUUAAAAGCGGGAAAGGACUAUUCUCAGUGACUCAGAAACUUUAGAGUUAAUUUUCUUAUGGUACAUACUGUAUAUAGAACUCAUUAUGUAGCAUAUGUGAAAAUAAUCAAAUCUGACUUGAAUUAAACUUGUAUAAAGACUAGCAUUUGUAAGAUGAUGCCCAGUUGAGAGCAGUACAGGGUUACAUUUAUUCUUGUGUGUCUUCAUUUCAACUAUAAAAUUGUGACAUUUUGAAAUUAUGCAGUUGGUUUGCCUGCUUCCACUGGGCUUUGCACUUUCUGAAGGUUUUGGUUUAAUCUCUAUGUCGGGGCCUGCCAACAGCAGCCGUCAGCUCUUACUCAUUAAGCUAACUAGCUGAACAUGGCAAUCAGCCACCCAUCAGUUAAAGCCGGUGCUACAUGUGCUAAUGAACAGCAAAUCUUUGAUCCAUCAGGGUGUAAACCUGGAUAACCUGUGUCAAACUGUAGAGAUUGAGGAAUGUUUCCUUGCAUCUGGGAUAAUGAAGAAAUAAACAUAUAUCCACUGCCUUAAUGACUCUUAAGAUAAUGUUUCAAAAAUAGGUGUUGAACUCAUCCAUAUUUUGCCACUCUGUUAUAGCGCUGUCCUAGAGUCACAGACCACAUACAGAGAAGCAUAGAAACACUUGGAGUCAUGUAGGUGUAGCUUUUCUAUGAAAAUAACAGGUAAAGCUCUCAACUGCAGUGGUAUCUAUACAUGCUCACUGUACACAACUCCAUUGGUGAAAAAAAGCAUGUUGAUGCUUGUUGGAAUAUAUUUAAUAUUUUCUAGGAACAUAUUUUAGUAAUGAAAGUGUCUUGAUGUUUCUUGUCAGUAGAAACUAGCUGCCUAAAUUGUGCAGGUGUGUUUUUGAGCAGUUUUUUCCAUAUAAAUGUUCUUCAUAACUUGGAGCUUAUGGGGACCUCUUCGAUGGCCUCCAAUUUUCAAUUGAGUUUAAUUCAAGUGAUUGAUUGGCUCAUUCUUUCAGUUUUAGUUUCUUUCUCUGAGGCCAAUUGAUGGUUUUGUUGGUUGUGUGUUUGGGAUUACCUGACUGGUAAAGUAUCUGUCCCUAUUUAAUAUUAUCUGACUUUCUUAUUAAUAAUGUCCAUGUACAAUUGCACUUUUUAUCCUUAUUAGCAUAGGCUGAAAAACAGUCCCACACCAUGAUUAUAUCACCUACCAACUUUAGUGUCGCUAUGGUGUUUUGGGGGGCUAAUGUGGAAUGCCACUCCUCCCCCAAAUUAGGUAUAUCAGAUUUAAUCUGACAGAGUAUAAUUUUCCAGUAUUUCAAUGACUUAUCCAAAUAUUCUACAGCAAACAAAAAUGCUUCAGAAUGCUUUUUCUUCAACAGUGGAGUCUUGCACUGAGUGGACAUACAGCGCUAUACAGUUAGGUGAUUUACUUAUCUCCCUGAAGUUCUCUGUGACUGAUUUUUGAUUGUUGGACAGCUCUGCUGAUAAUUAUUUUUGACUCUGAUUAAAUUAUAUUGUUUCCACUUUCAGAUUAUGGUUGCUCUGCUCACUGGAACAUUUGGAUGUUCAGACGUAUGUUUUGAUUGCUAUUUGUUUGCUCUGCAACUAAGGUGAAGGGGCUAAGAGAGAGCUUUUCUCUCAACAAAGCAUGACUUUUGUGUAAUAACUGGGUGAUGAUGACCUAUGAAACAUUCAAUUAAAAAUACAAAAGUUAUGAUUAGGUAGCUUCGAUAGAAGCAGGGCUGCUUUCUAAAUACUGACAUAUUUCAGCUUGUUUCUUGGCAGUCUGCGGUGUUUUGCUGUUCAUUUUCUUCAUGUUUUUAACACCAACACCCUGUUUCACUCUAUUUUUUUAUACUAUCUAAUUUAUGGCAGUUUUUGUUUUUAUCUAUUUGCAGGUGUGGGUAACGUCAGUUGUUAAUGACAUAUGGCGAGAACAUAUCUAUUAUGAAAAACACUGACGUGUGCAGUGGGUGUUUUCACAUAGCAAUUUGAAUGACUGACCCACGGGUGCAUCCAUAAAUGGCCAGUGAAGCUAUUACAGCAUUUGAAUCUUGGUCAAAAGUUUGGUGUCUGUAUGCCAAGAGAGGAUUGUGAUGAUGGCUACUAGAAAAAUGCUCUCUUGCACUAUUUUUCACAACCUUUUACAUAAAUAUGAGGGUAUAAGCAGACAUGGGCAAACAUCUUUUCAUAAGCUGUCCUUCUAAUACCACAAAGUAUAAGCAUCGUCUACAUUUUUUCUAUACAAAGAAGGGAAAAAUGAGACUACUCUCAGCACUCUGGGUGUGCAAUUAUAAUCUGUUGAAAGCAGGUCCUCUAGUCUAAUGGGGUCUGUAGUGCUAAUUAAAUUAUUAAAUCAAAGUUCAUAUUUGAAUUAAUACAUAACACAUUAAGAAUUAAAACCUAGAUCUGGCCUUAAUGCAAUUAUUUAAAAAAAAACUUUACAGUGGAGUUUAUAUGUUAAAAAGCUUUAAAAACAUAUAAAGUUUGAUCAAAACAGCAAAUAAAAGUGCAUAAAAUUACCAUAUUGAUUUAUUGUUGGGACGUGUUUUGGUGCUUUCUUAACUUAAAAAGUGAUCUAAAAGAAGGGGGAAUGUGACCAAUUUAAGUUUGUCUUGUUGCUUUCAGUUUGUGAAUGAUAAAAGCAGUACUUCUAACAAAUGGGCAACAUUUACCAAAUGCAGUCCAGCCACAGCUCUGUAUGUACUGAAAUAUCAUCCAGGCAAGAUGCCCAGGAACUCUGAGUUUGGCUCCAUGUGCUGUAAAAAAAAUUUCAGGAUGCAUAUCAGAUUGUAUAAAUCCCUGAAGUUAUUUAUGUGAAUGUAAAGGGCAGAGGAGAUGAGACUAGAACACAUUUUUGCAUCACCUUAGUUGGUUUUGGUGCAGGAGUUUAAUUUCUGUGGAGCAUAAAGCAAACAGAUACUUCCUCUAAAAUGUUCAGUAUAGUGCUAUGGAAGGUGUUGUUUAUUCUAUUCAUUAAUGUGAUUCAGCGCCUGACACUACUACUGACAUGCUGGGAAAAGAUGUGCGCAAAAGCCUUAAAGUAAAAUAGUGUCAUGAAGACGUGGAGAAGCAAAUCUUUGCUGCAGUGAUGUCAGAAGACUUUUAUUCCACAAAGUGUGUCAAAGUUUGGUUGUCUCCCAGUCUUAUUUUUCACAGUUUAGGUUGUUUUUAGAUUUGAUAGUUGUGGAUCUGUGGUUAUGGGUCAGUUUCCUGAAGAUCAACAUGUCUGUGGCCUACUUAUUUCAAUUGUUCGCUUGUCUUUUUCAUCUUGAAGAGUAGUAAAGGCUAACAUUUGUGGCAUCAUACACCUUAAGGAAACAGGAAGUGAUAGAUGACCUGCUGAACUUUCCUAUCAACAUAAUAAAGUUAACAGGAAGAGUAUAACAAACAAAGCCAUGGCUUCAAUUGCAACUAUUAUAUAUUAUCAGUGGUAUAAAUGAGCGUGGCACUGUCAAGUCAAGUUUAUUUAUUUUAUUUGAUAAAUACUAAUAAUCAUUAGCUUAGACUAUCAUUUGAAAUCACUCUUCCUCUAGACUCUUGGUGUCAUGGUGGGUGGUAAUUUUCUGACCCAAAUGUAAUAUAAAGAUUUGAAAUAUUUCACUCAAU